UAUUUUGCAUGCACUGGUGAACAUUUGGUGAAAAUUGGACUGAUAUUGAGCGUGCAGUAGCGAUUUUCAGCAAAACUCCAAAAAGGGUGUGGCUGCCAACCUCAGAGUGGCAGAAAUUGUGAGUUGUAUUUUACAAAGUCGUGAGAUUUUGUGAAAAACCGUGAGAUUUUAGAAACCUCCAAGGUUGUCUUAUUAUGGAUUAAAUGUAUCAAAAAGUCAGUUCUCUAUUUAGCUAGUCGAAUUUUAAUAGUCGAAAUAUGUCUCUUCUGAACAUACUCCUCGUAUGUACUGUGUUUAAUAUUGGAAAUCUUGGAACAAAAUUCAGUUUCAUGAUCAUUUCAUUGGAAAUUGAGCACGAUGUUUCUACAAAAUAAGUGAAAACAAGAGUUGUAUUACUUACUAUAUAUGGCUAUAAAUACACUUUAAUUAAACAUUUCCUCAAAAAUUGUGAGAUUUAAAGACAUUGUCGUGAGACCGUGAGAAAGCAUAAAAAAUUGUGAGUCUCACGACAAAACCGUGAGAGUUGGCAGGUCUGAAAUAGCAAAAGGUCUUAAAAUAAAGGGGGUAAAUAAUAUAUGAAGUAGGUACAGUAAUUAAAUAGUAAAUAUUUUCACUGAAUUUUGCAGAAAAGAUCAAAAUGCUAAGAAGAGUACAACAGCUGAUAAAGAUGCUGCUAAGAAAGAUACAAAACAAGAAGGCAAGGAAACCAAAGUGAAGCCACAAGCCAAAGGUUUGUGCAUAUUCAUAUUUUACAUGUGAAUAUGACACAGAUUUACUUGGUUAGCUUAUUAAUUUAAUGUCCACGAUUCUCCCUUAACUAACCCUUGAUGAGUAAAAUCACCUGGCAUUAGACAGAGUAAAAUAUUAAAGUAGGUAGGGUACAAUGCAACUUAUGGGUUAACUGAGUGCCAGCAUGCACUCUCCCCUUGAUGAGUAAAAUUGUCCAGCAUUAAGAUUAAGGUUCUACUUUGAAGAUAUAAAUUCCUUGUAGAUGUUUUGGUUGGGAACUUCCAGUUAAGAACUUUAUGGUGAAUCUUAAAAAUUGAAGAAAUACUUUCACAGCCUGUUAUUAAACCUAAAUAACACCUUAAUUAGUUUGACAAAACCUUCAAUAAAAUAACUUCAUACCCUAAUGUUUUUGAAGUGUUUGCCACUUACAUGGCAUGUUGAAUUAUGUAUAAUUAAAUUUUUAAGGUGCUGAAGGCAAAGACAAGAAACAAGAUACUCCUCCAAGUGAAACAAAGAUUUCAACAAAUGCCGCUGGUGAAGAAAUUGAAGAGUUGAUGAAAACUAAUUAUGAUGGCAAGCGUUAUUGGUGCACACUUUGUAAGGUUGUUUGCCUCAAAUCAAAGGUAAGCCUGCAAUAUUAGACUUAGUUGAUAUUGUAUAUCGUAAAUAGCUUAAUGUAUUGUUUUUUUUUUACCUCCUUUUUACAUGCCCCCUGUUGAAACCAGCUUCAGUUGACAGGGUUAGCCUGGGUAAAUAAAGUUUUUUAUCUAUCUAUGCGUUAGACUCUGAGCGGUCCCUCCUUUCCACAGGUUUAACUUCCUGGGCGUGGAAUGAGAAAGGAGGGACUGCCGACAACGCAUCAAAGCUGACAACACAUCAAGAAACAAAAUACAGUAUGCCCACUUUUUGCUCUUGCCAAGUAGGCUCCCCUUUGAAUAAACAUUGCUUAUCUCUAAUUAAAUAUAUCCAAUAGGAACCGUUAAUUUAAAUUAAGCCAGUCAUAUUUAUUUAUAAAAGCAAUAUUAGACUGGAAAUUAUUUAUAGCAUAAUUACUGCAUAUCAAAUUUGAUUGACUGGCCCAUCGAUUUUGACCAAUUGGGAUUUUGCGUUGUGUGAACAACGCGUAUUUCAUUUCUUGAUGUGUUUUUGGCAGUUUCUCCUGAGGGAGUGCUUGUGGUCUAUCCACGUGUAUACUGUAGGAAAAACUCUCAUCAAAAUUUGAACCAGUUCAAAAUUAAUGAGAGUCAAUGAGAGUUGGUGGUCAAACAUGAGUAAGUCUUUCAAUUCUCAUCAGCUCUAAUCCCUGUUUGGCCAGGGAAGUUUGGACGGAGAUUUUCAGACAUAUUAGCCAUUCCGAAGUUGAUGAGUGGACUGGGGACGAGUGUUAAAAAGUGCCCAAACUAAGAAAUGAACCAAAUCGUUAAAAAGACCACCUCAAAAUUAGUAAGUAUACAAAGUUUGAAGACGUUUACAUGAAUAUCUAUCGAAUAAUAAGCUUUCGAAAAUUGUGAUAUUUACUAUGAAAUGUAUUGUAAUUUUUGUUUUUGGGACGCGCGUCUCAAAAACAAUCUUUUAAUCAGUAAUUUCACGAUUUUCGAAAGCUUAUUAUUCGAAGGGUAUUCAUGUAAACGUCUUCAAACUUUGUAUACUUAUUAAUUUUGAGGUGGUCUUUUUAGUGAUUUGGUUCAUUUCUUAAUUUGGGCACUUUUUAACACUCGUCCCCAGUCCUCUCAUCAUCUUCGGAAUGGCUAAUUACUUGUCAUUGCUCAAGUUCAACUGGAUGGGUUGAUCUGUUUGUGUUACAGGGGCAUGAUGGCAAUGUUGUGUGUGUCUGUUGACUUAUAAUAUUUUUGUUUUGUUUUAGAACAUCAAUAAGCAUUUCUUGAGCGAACGUCACGUAAAAGCGACCGUUGAGAAACAAGGCAAAGUUUUUGAUCCUGAAAUUAUGAAGGUAAUUUUAUCUGAAUAUGAUGAUACAGAUACAGUACAUACAAGUUUUAUAUUUGACUCACACAGGAAAUUUUUAUUUUUGUAUUUUGUUACCAGGAAGAGAAAUAUAUAUUUUCUAGACUACUGCACUUCUCCUAGAUUAUUUUCCAAACUGGUCUUGGUUGAAUUCAAACCCACAUAUUUUUCACUAUGCUGUUUGUUUUAGCAACAAGAACCAAAGAAAGAAAAGCCCCAAACAAAAGACAUCAGCGAGGUUCUGAAGUAUGUUUGUAGCACAAAGCAAACAGCAAAAAAAGAAAAUAAUGAUAUCUAUAUUUCAUCCUUGACCGACUGCACUGUCAAGAUUACAGAUUUUACAACUGAACAAGAUUUUAUGGGUAAGUAGAUUUUUAUUUUUCAAGACAGUAUUUAAUCCAUUUGCUCUUCCCUUGACAAGUGAACUCGUCUGGCAUUCAACACAGUAACAUAAUAAAUAGGGCACAAUCCAACUUAAUGGGUUAAACUGUUUAGAUAAAUUUUCACUUGUUUGUGAUUCUACAUACACUGUAUAUCAAUCUUGAGUACUGUACUCUGUAGUUCUUGUCCUGUGUUUUUAUGCUUCAUAGACAAGAUUUUUGGUCUCAAUUCACAACUUUGAAUAACAACUGAAACCUUUCUUGAUACUAUUAUUGUUCUAGCUUAUGGAAGCAUAGAUAAGAACGAAAGUAACUAAGCAUUUGAAUUGUUUAUGCAUGCACAACUCGAUGUAUAAUUAUAAUUCUAUAGAACAGUAACCUGGCAUGCAAGUUAUUUGAAGUCUUGAAUAGUCAAUUCCCAUUAUAGACUAAUUUUAAAACCAGGCAAGGAGAUGCAAAUAAAUCACCACAGCUAGAAAGAGCAUACUAAAAUGAGCCGUAAAAUUGCACAGUUUGGUUGCGGAAUGUUGUAAAAUGAAGAAAAUAUAGCCGUGUAAAGUUCGCAAAUUUUGUUAUACUUUUGUAUUGUGUGCGGAAAUUGCUACCACAUUUGGGCCGAAAACUAUAACUUUCACUGUUUCUUCUACUAGGUUCUGAGUUUGUGAAGGCAGUUUCUGGUUUCAAAUGUCAAUUAUGUAAGAUCUUCAUGCGCCAUGGUCACCAAAUUAUUGAACAUCUCAAGGGAAAAAAGCAUUAUACUAAUUAUAAAGUAAGUCAGCGGUUCAGAGAUUGACUUGAUAAUAAUAAUAAAAAAUAAUACUAACAUUUAUAAUAGCGCCUUCACCAACAAUGUUUUAAGUGCUUUACAACUGAAUCUUAAACGGUACCUACAGUAAAAUCUCUAAGUUAAUAUUAAUUUCCUACUAAAAUGAUCAAUCAGAUUGAGUAUAAGAUUCAGUCAAGUUUAAACGCAAGUUUAAAAAGAUGGGUUUUCAAUUUAGAUUUAAAAAUAUCCAGGUUGGAGCAUGUCCUUAGCUCAUGUGGUAAAACUGUUCCAAAGCAUUGAUGCAGCAAUAGACCUUUCCCCUUUUGAGUAACAUUUUGAUCUAGACAAGUCUGGCCAAAAAUUUCAUCACAGCUUGAAAGAGCAUCACAAAAUUAGUAAUAUUCCGAAGUUUCGUUGCGAAAUGUUGUAAAAUGCGGAUAAUAUAGCCUUGCGAAGUUUGCCGUUUUUCAGUCAUUUGGUAUUACAAACGGGAAAUUGAUAAUCAGAUGAUCUAACUGAUGCAAAAUGUUAGAUUGUAAUGCAAAAUGACUGAAAAACAGCAAACUUCGCAAGGCUAUAUUAUCCGCAUUUUACAACAUUUCACAACGAAACUUUGGAAUAUAACUAAUUUUGUGAUGCUCUUUCGAGCUGUGAUGAAAUUGUUGCCCAAGCAUAUCUAGAUCAAAAUUUCACUCAUAAGGGGAAAGGUCUAUUGAUCACUGUCACUGAGAGAUAUCGGUAGUAGAAGUUGAAUCUGAACAUCUCUAUUAUAACCCUCAUUGAUGGAACAUAUUUGUGAUAUUAUGCAAAAAGCGUAUUAAAUAGAUCACUGCUGUUUUGUCCAACCACAGAAAUACUUGAAAGAAAACCCGGAUUACUUGGACAACCAACGUGUUGUGAACAAAAACUUGGUGGACAUGUUGAAGAAAGAUGAAGGAAAAGAAGUUGUCUUACAAGAAAAUAAUGGCAAUACCUACAAAGCUGGUGACGCUGAUCUAAAUAGUACGCUGGAGGAAAAGGUUAGUCUGAAGAGAUUUUCAGGUUUCGGUGACGCAAUCGUUGGCAAGUGCCUUUCACCUCGGAGAUGUGGGUUCAGUUCCCGCUGCAGACUUGUGACACUUGUGUAAAGUGUUAGUCAGCACUACCGAACGUCGUGGGUACUCCAGUUGGGUAUUCUCCGGUUGGGAUUACCCCCUAACUGACCAUUCCACCAUUUCUGUGCUUCGUGAUCUGACAUGAGUUAUAAGGUGGCCGUCAGAGUCGCCCUUAGAAAGCCUUCAUUGUGUUCAUAGUCGAGACUAGCCAUCGCUGCUAGGGGAGAGCUAACUUGACGUAAGGUAGACAUUUUUGCUGAUUUCAAAUUUCAAUUUAACCUACUGUAAUAUUGGUACUGCGGUGUGACUUGAAGAAUAGAAUGAAGAAAAUCAAACGUUUAAUUGCUAAACAUUUAACAAACCUAAACAGUUUUCCAACUAACCCGACUCAUAUAAACACUCUAAAGAUGAGUGUGUUCGUAUGAGUCAGGCUGACUGACUCUUCUCACGUUGGUAGUGAGUUUGGAAAUACAACGGCAACGUCAUCAACAAUAUAUGUUUUACUAUAAGACAAAAGCGACUGUAAAUUUUAUUCUCUUAAGCAUUCUAAUACGCCGUAAUUAUUGAAACUGCUACGUUAUUGACAUCAUUUUCAUGCCUCAUAACCACGCCAACGCUUAAAACGUUCAAAGUGGUGUGGGAUGUUUUAUGUGAAUCCAUACUUAUGGGUUGUUUCUAAAGAAAUAUAAGCACUGUACUUUUAGAGACGAAUAAAGUUUAGUAAUGUUCGCUUUGGCACACGUACACAAAGUAAUUUUGUUUUCUGUCGAUGUCGGCUACCAAACUCUUUAUUGUAAAGCAGAGUACGCCCGUUUGCAGGUUGGAAAUUGAAAUUCGACGUCCAAUUUUUUCCCGCCCGCGUAUUAACUCCCUAAUUUUUUCCGCCCGCUGAAACGCAAGAAAGGCACUUGCGCCACUGAAUCCCAAUAUGACUACAUGUAUAUGUGAAUUCAUGUGAUUCAUUUUGUUUCUCAGGGUGAAGAGGCAGAUUUCAGCAUGGAUGAGUAUGAUCCGAAUGAGGACUCCAAAGUAGAUGACGACGAUUCCAAGAUGGCGGAUGAGUCGUCCUUCAACGACUCUGCGAUCAAUGAUUCCAUUCAAGACCAUUCACUCGUGGAGAGCGAGAAGGAAACAGAGGAAAAUAAGACGGAAGAAACUGAAGAAAAGACUGAGGCGAAGGAAAUUGAAGAAGAAAAUGAUGUUGAAAAAAAGGAAAUCGAGAAGGAGGAAGUUGAGAAGGAGGAAGUUGAAAAGGAAGAAGCUGAAAAGGAAGAAGUUGAAAAGGAAGAAGCGGAAGUGGAAAAGGAAGAUUUGGGGGCAGUAUCUGAGGCAAAAGACAAGGAAUUUUCUAUGGAGGCGGAUGAGGAAGAGGAGGAAGUAAGUUAUUGAGCAAAUUAGCCAUCAAUGUUGUUUCAUUUUGAUUUCCUGAUCUAUUAUAUUUUAAUGUCUCGGUGUUGUGGUUUUCGUUUAAUAAAUCUUUAGUAAUAGUUUGCCCCAAGAGCGAUAAUUGCUCAUCUAGGGGGCUCACUAUUACCAAAUUUACAUAAAUGGACACACAAGUUGUUUACAAUAAUAAUUAGCAUAUUAUGUAAGUUCAGUUUGUUAUAAUUAAGGCAAGCAAUUUUGAGGUUCAACGUGGGUAAAUCGACCAGUUUCCCAAAAUAAAACUUUGAGCAUUAUAUAAAAUAUCAAUAAUUUAUUCUUUGGAGAGUUUUGAAGAAUAGUUGUGAAGAAGAGUUUUGGUUAAAUAUUUUCUUCUUCUGAGAGUUGUGUUUUUGAACUUAGGUGUUCAAAUUUUUUGCCACAGCAGUCAAGCGAUUUUAGGGACACUCGGCGUAACAUCGGCAAACAAGACAAGACAUUUCCUGAAUUUGCUGCCGUUUGUUUGCUGAAAACUACUUAUUUACAACAGAUUUCCUUGUCCGCCUCGAUCAGCCUAUUGUUUCGUAUGCUCUCACGUGAGCAAAUUCGGAAAGUAUCUAUAGAGUCUGAGACUCCGUAACAAAAAUGAUCAGACAAUCCAAAUGGUCCGACAAUCGUCGAUGUACUCUGAACACACAUUGUCGCUGACUCAGAGCAGCUAGUUAUAAACUUGGACUCCAGAUCAAAGGUUAAUUAGGCCCAAUCCUUGUAGUAUUGUGCAAACUCCGGGUUUUUUACCUUUGGCUCCGGUGUUUUAUCUACACAAUAUGGUUUACAUUUGAAAUAUUUCUUUAGUUCCCGCUUCUUCAGCCACCAACAAACCCAAUUAAAGAAGACGAGACAAUUGAACCGGAAGUCAAGGCGAACCCCGAAGUGGAGGCGAAAAUUCCCGAAGUGGAUACGGAACCAAAAGAAUCUGAAACUCCAAGUGAGCCUGCAGCCGAACCGGAAGAAGCCGAAGAAGUAACACCAAGUCGGCGUGGACGAAAGUCAAAGCGCGGACGAGGAGGCACGAAAGCCAGGGGUGGAAGACGCACGACCCCUCGCGCAGCCAAGAAUGCGAAGAAGAUUGAGAAGGUGGUUGAACCAGAGGAAGAGGUUGUUGAUGCUCCCAUGGAAACGGAAAAAGAGCAGGAAAAAGAAGGCGAGCCGGUAGUCCCACUCGCGCAAGUUGGUACAGAUUCUGCGGAAGAGUUGCCCUCCUCGCAGGAGACGGAAGAAAUUGUGUCACCACAGAAAAGCACUGGCAAUGGGGUGGAUGUUGAUGGUUUUGAAGUGAUCGAUGAGGUCGAAGGUGGAUCAGGCGAUGACUCCGAAGACGACGAUUAAACAAUCAUUAUUAACUUUUUUUCAUUAUUUUUAUCGACAGGAUUUAGAUGUAAACUCUUAGUUGAAGUGGACUCUGUCACGUUCAGAACGUGUGGAGGAAAUUUAAAGACGUCGACGAAAGGCCGAAGAUUGAUUUGUAAACUUUUAGUUACAGUUUUAUUAGAACGUAGUCUUACAGUACAUUUUGAUUUGUUCAUGUAGGAUGAUUGUAAAAGAAUGAAUGUUUCCCUAGCCUACCAUUUCCCGACGGUAACUCGAUUCCAUGCCAGUGUUGUCACGAAGGAAUCGAGUUGGGGGCGAGCAACGAAAUUUUGUCAAAACGUACAAAUUCGAGAAUAGGUUGUACAAGCUCACUACUUUGCUUCCAUAGUUUUGUAUUUAGAUUUUAUACUCCCAGUUCAAGGAACGACUUCAAAACCUCUUAAAAUAUUUAUUUUAAAAAUUUCGUUUUGAUUUCUAAAACUGUUAUUGUUCGAGAACACUCUGAUAUUGUAAUGUCUAUGUUUAAGAUUGAUUUCGAGAUAUUUACGGGCGGCAACCAUUUUUCGAAUCGACGUGUUGGUUUUGGCUUAAAACGUGUUAUUUCACAUACUAAGCGUCACUGUGACCCUUUAAGCCCAUAAGAUAAGCAUCUUUUGUAAUGAUGUUAGCAAUCAAAAUAAUAAGUAAAUCCAUAUUUCAUCUCGCCUUAGAUUAGUAUUACGUUGAAACUUAUUCUUAAUUUUAGUUUGUUGUGCAGAUCAAUGAGAUCAUAGUCAUAUGUGUAGAUUUUUAUUGUGCAAAUCUUUAAAUAAAAUUGUGAUAAGAUAUUUGUAGUGUUAUUAAAAAUACUUCUAUGGCGGUCAAUAGUUACUGUAUUAAUUGAUUGCGAACACCAUAAAAAGUAAAUCCGGUAGUCUUUCGCCUGUUUUCUAAAACGAAGUGACUAUAUGACCGGCAGCCGGUCACGGUUUAUCAAAUACUAAAUGGCCGGCAGUCUAGUGACUAUAGUUGAAUAUAAAAACUUUUGUUUGCGUUAAUUUAACUUUUACCGAGCUUGCCGUUAGCUCAUACGGCAAGGACGCUGCGUGCGGAAAGUUAAGCGCAGUCGGGGUCGCGAUGUGUUUUGUCUGACUUAGCAUUGUUUUUUCUUAAAAUUUUUUAAACUUUUUUUCCGACUUUUCUAACUCUCAAAAGGUUAGGGUUAGGGGUUAGGGUUAGAAAAGGGUUUGGGGUUGGGGAUAGGUUUAUCUUAUAAAAAUUAAACUUUAACAAUAGUCACUAGACUGCCGGCCAUUUAGUAUUUUAUAAACCGUGACCGGCUGCCGGUCAUAUAGUCACUUCGUUUCUAAAAACUCCCUCACACUCAAAGAGUGGAGGUUCAAUCUGAGCUUCCCUUGAGUAUCAAUUAAAGUUCAUCCCGGAAAGUAGGCCCUUUUAUAGCGAAAGAUUUGAUGCGGGAGGCUUCCUUGUGAUUAAAUUUCUGUGGUAGACUAUAAAAGUUAUUAAAACAUGCAUUAGUCACAAGUCGUUCAUCAACCAUAGUCGA
Molecule: messenger RNA, 9213 nt
Organism: Paramuricea clavata
Lineage: Eukaryota; Metazoa; Cnidaria; Anthozoa; Malacalcyonacea; Plexauridae
Source: the annotation of a GenBank genome assembly